UGGAAAGCCGCGCAGUUCCCAACCAAGUAUUCUAUUUAGUUUUUAUUACGAAUGUGCCGACUACAACGCCAUCAAAUUGGAAUAAAAGCAUCGGACAUUUAAAGCCAUCUGAAGCCACCUCCUUGGAGACUCCUGCAUUCUCAGAGUGGAUUCAACAUGUGGGAAUAAUUUACAUCAAACAACGCUCCACCACUCAUUCCCACUGGAUCAAACCUGGCAGCGAUGCAGGCUGGUCUUCAGGUAACCAGCAGCACCCCUCUCCAGACCCCUCCCAAGCCCAGGACUGCUGUACUCAGGAACCGACACCCAAUCCUGCUGGAAACUCUCCAGCCCGUCCUGGUCCAGGUCAUCGUCAAUCCUAAGCGAGGUAUGGAAGGACCCCUCCAGACGCCACAGCCCCCCAGGACCUGCAGCUCACCCGGACCUUCUGGGAAGUCCUGCUGGAGCUUGGAUGCCAGGGUGGCCGUGCUUCUGGUGACUCUGGCUGGAGCUGUAAUCCUGCUGCUGCUCUACAAACUCCUGCAGCUGAGACACAGGCUGAAGUUGGCGGGGGCGAGGCAUGCGCUAGAGUACUACAGCUUCUACCACACCGCCACCUACACACUCAAACACGCUGCGUCGCGUCAGGACCUGCCAGGCAAAAACGGGACGGUCCCUGAAGCUACACCACCUGUACAAGUAGUCGUAACCCCGGUGACCCCAACUGUCGUCACCCCGCUUCCACCCCCACCAGUGCCCUCUCCACCCCCACUGCCACUCCCCCCACCUCCUGUCCUGCCUCCGCCACUGCUCCACGCUCCACCGUCCCUCUCUCCAGCGCCUGCUGUCCUGGCCUUCCCUCUCCCGCUGCCUGUGUUCCACACCACCCCACCCAGCCCUCACCUGUCGUGGGGCGCCUGCUCAGACGCAGACGUGUACUCUCGGAUCGGCGCUUUCAGGCCCUCCAGACUCUCCAGUCUCUCCAGCCACUCGAAAGUCAUCCUUUUUGAACACUCGUCCCUCUGA
Perca flavescens (yellow perch) is the source of this 1005-nucleotide messenger RNA. Its product is annotated as CASP-like protein 4A1. The record is from RefSeq and is a predicted model, not a curated record. The coding region runs from base 223 to 1005 and encodes 260 amino acids. The transcript has 3 exons. NCBI's taxonomy places the organism in Eukaryota, Metazoa, Chordata, Actinopteri, Perciformes, Percidae.